Messenger RNA from Aspergillus wentii DTO 134E9, 237 nucleotides. RefSeq lists its product as uncharacterized. Bases 1 to 237 code for a protein of 78 amino acids. NCBI's taxonomy places the organism in Eukaryota, Fungi, Ascomycota, Eurotiomycetes, Eurotiales, Aspergillaceae. The transcript is spliced from 3 exons. The record is from RefSeq and is a predicted model, not a curated record.
AUGGGUCGAGGUUUCUUCCCCGCGGUUUUGGCCAUCGGAAUGGGCGUCUUCACAGGCUACUACACCUUCCAACCAGCCUUACGAGAGCUCCAAUACGAAAAAUCACAUGGACCGGGAAGCGCAUUUCUAGGACAAUCGACAGACCGAAAAGAAUCUCCACCUGCUGCCGGAAACGACUCCGGCGCUGCGUCUGCGUCCUCAUCGCCGCGGUCUGCUGUGCAGGAAGAGCAAAAAUAA